Molecule: messenger RNA, 1113 nt
Organism: Episyrphus balteatus (marmalade hoverfly)
Lineage: Eukaryota; Metazoa; Arthropoda; Insecta; Diptera; Syrphidae
Product: phospholipase A1-like
Exons: 3
Coding region: 46-1113 (355 amino acids)
Biological process (GO): lipid metabolic process
Molecular function (GO): lipase activity
Source: RefSeq, a predicted model, not a curated record
CAUUUCUGAAAAAGUCAGUACAAUUUUAAUAGUUAAACAAACAAAAUGAAAAAAUACUUAUUACCAAUAUUUUUUGUAAUCCUCUAUGGACUUAUUAAAAGAUGUUCAAUGAUUCCUAUUGACUCCGAUGAGUCUUUAGAUGAAGUAGUUUGGUCAAUUCCACAAUAUGACGGAACUGCACGCCAGAUGACUGAACAACAAGCUAUUAGGCAAGCUAUGCUAACAGAACCCGAACACUUAGGUUCGACAAACUCGGAUAAGGUUCGUUUCUAUUUAUAUACCCAAGCAAAUCCAACCGAACCACUUGAAUUGGAUAUGGAAAAUUUGGAAACCUUGUAUCGAUCAACAUUUAAUUUUGAAAAUCCUACCAGGAUCAUGAUUCAUGGUUGGCAUGAUGUAUACGAUAGUGACAUGAACAAUCUCAUCAGAGAAGCUCUUCUGUUGAAUGGUGAAAAAAGGGAAUACAAUUUCAUAUCUGUGGAUUGGAGUGUUUACAGUGCAACUAUAAACUACAUUCGAUCUAAAAACGAUUGUAAGACAACGGGUAAAAUUGUUGCAAAAUUUAUCGAUUGGAUGCAUGAAAAUGCCAAACUUUCAUUCGAUACUUUGACUUUAUACGGACACAGUUUGGGAGCACAUGUUGCAGGAUUUACUGGAAAGAAUGUCAAACUGGGAAGAAUCAAUACUAUUAUUGGAUUGGAUCCAGCGAUGCCACUGUUUCGAAUUAAAAAUCCAAAAACUCGUUUAGCUGAUACAGAUGCUGAAUAUGUUGAAUCUAUUCAUACAAAUGGUGGAUGGAUGGGAUUCUAUCAACCAAUUGGACAAACUGCUUUCUAUCCGAAUGGGGGAAAAGUACAACCUGGAUGCGAGAAAGAUUUGAGUGGAUUAUGUUCGCAUAUUAGAGCAGUUGAACUUUUAUCAGAAGCAUUAAGGAUGACGAAAGAAAAUCGACUACUUGCUAUUGCAUGUAGUGAUUUUGAUAAUAUUAAAGAUGCAUCUUGUGAUGAUCAUUCAGCUAUAGCGCGAUUAGGUGAUCCGAGUAAUGCGAAUAGAACUAAGGGUAUUUAUUAUUUGAAGACAAACAGCCAAUCACCGUUUGCUAUUGGAUUGUGA